Messenger RNA from Mastomys coucha (southern multimammate mouse), 1853 nucleotides. It is a transcript of the gene Fbxo22, whose product is annotated as F-box protein 22. The coding region runs from base 122 to 1276 and encodes 384 amino acids. Gene Ontology annotation, molecular function: protein binding. Gene Ontology annotation, biological process: protein polyubiquitination; positive regulation of proteasomal ubiquitin-dependent protein catabolic process; regulation of skeletal muscle fiber development. The transcript has 7 exons. The record is from RefSeq and is a predicted model, not a curated record. Lineage: Eukaryota; Metazoa; Chordata; Mammalia; Rodentia; Muridae.
GCCGGAAGAGGCCCGCCGGAAGUGGCGCGCGCUUGCUCAGUGAGCUGGAGCUGUCGGUGGUUCGCCGGCCGCUCGGCUGCCUUGCGAGCCUCCGUAGGGCUUUCGGGCCGGUAGGCGAGGAAUGGAGCCGGCAGGCGGCGGCGGCGGCUCCUCCUCCACAGAUCCACGAAGCACCUACGUGCUGAGUAACCUUGCGGAGGUGGUGGAGCGUGUGUUUACCUUCCUGCCAGCCAAAGCUCUGCUUCGGGUAGCCGGAGUAUGCCGCCUGUGGAGGGAGUGUGUGCGCAGAGUGCUGCGGACCCAUCGCAGCGUGACCUGGAUCUCCGCGGGUGUGGCGGAGGCGGGCCACCUCGAGGGACAUUGCUUAGUCCGCGUGGUAGCUGAGGCGCUUGAGAAUGUUCGAAUCUUACCACAGACAGUUCUUUACAUGGCAGAUUCUGAAACUUUCAUCAGCCUGGAAGAGUGUCGUGGCCAUAAAAGAGCAAGGAAGAGAACUACUAUGGAGACAGCAUGUGCCCUGGAGAAGCUUUUCCCCAAACAGUGCCAAAUCCUUGGGAUUGUGACCCCGGGAAUUGUAGUGACUCCAAUGGGAUCAGGUAGCAAUCGACCUCAGGAAAUAGAAAUUGGAGAAUCUGGUUUUGCUUUAUUAUUCCCUCAAAUUGAAGGAAUAAAAAUUCAGCCCUUCCAUUUUAUUAAGGACUCUAAGAAUUUAACACUCGAAAGACACCAACUUACUGAAGUGGGUAAGUUAUUGUUAUUUACUGGCUAUGAGCACUUGAGUGCAGGUGCCCUUAGAGAGCAGACAUGUUCUCUGGAGCUGGAGUCCCAGGUGAUUAUGAACCGCUUGGUUAUUUCCAGGAACCCUCUGGAUAUUGAUGCCACAGGUGUGGUUGGACUGUCAUUUAGUGGACAUCGAAUCCAGAGUGCCACAGUUCUCCUCAGCGAGGAUGUAAAUGAUGCCAAGACCGCUGAGGCUGCCAUGCAGCGCCUCAAAGCAGCCAGCAUCCCUGAACAGAACACCAUUGGCUUCAUGUUUGCGUGCGUUGGCCGAGGCUUUCAGUACUACAGAGCCAAGGGCAAUGUUGAAGCUGAUGCAUUUAGAAAGUUUUUUCCCAGUGUCCCCUUAUUUGGCUUCUUUGGAAAUGGGGAAAUUGGAUGCGAUCGGAUAGUCACUGGGAACUUUAUCCUGAGGAAAUGUAAUGAGGUAAAGGAAGAGGAUCUGUUUCAUAGCUACACAACCAUCAUGGCUCUCAUUCACCUAGGGACCUCUAAAUGAGCCGCCUUGUUGAGAGUGGCUUUCACAGGAUGUAACUUUGGGAGUUUCUCUUUUUUAAAAAAAUGGAAACUCGAGAUACAAAUAUUUUAAACAAAACUAGCUAUGUGUGUUUUGUAGCUUUGAGUGAUGCUCUAAGAUCACUUUGGGAUGAUUUUUUUAAUAUAUAGAUGAAGAAUGUUAAUGUUGUAAGCACACAAGUCAAGAAGUGAGGCUGUUGUUAGGUGCCAGCAAAGCUGCUGUGGGCGGCCACUGCAUAAGCGCCCUGCGAGGUUGAGAGGGCCACAGGAAGGUGGAGGUUUAAGUAGUGGUUGCUGAACUUUUAGCAGAAUCAUGACUUAAUAAAGGAGAAAAUUAAAGGAAUGGUUUGAGACGUUUUGCAGAAGCUGUAACAAAUAUUACUGACUUUUUACUUUCCUGAUAAAGACCUACCUUUGUUUUGUUACUGUAUAAAGUUGUGAAUUACCGUUUUCCUCUUUAUAGUAAAGCGACUGCAAGGGAACCGUCUUUAUCACAUAGUUCUGAAAAUCAUAUCACCAUAUUUUGGUUUUACACCAAUAAAAUAUACUUGAAAACCCAA